Messenger RNA from Cynara cardunculus var. scolymus (artichoke), 3108 nucleotides. Its product is annotated as flowering time control protein FPA. Lineage: Eukaryota; Viridiplantae; Streptophyta; Magnoliopsida; Asterales; Asteraceae. Bases 186 to 2891 code for a protein of 901 amino acids. The transcript has 4 exons. The record is from RefSeq and is a predicted model, not a curated record. Gene Ontology annotation, molecular function: RNA binding.
GGUCUGAUACUAUUCAGCAAUAACCAAACCCUAUCACAAAGAUAUAAUCAGCCAUAUUUUCUCUCCUGCCGAUCAUCAAUCUUGAGUUUGAUUUUUGGUAAAUCUGUCCUGCCUUAACGUGAUCUUGUUCGGUAAAGGAUCUGAAUCUGGUAGGAGGAUUUCUCGAUUAUCGAAUUCGAACGAUAAUGAGCUUGAGAGGGGGACGGGAUAGACAGCGGAGGGACCUCCCAUUAAGAUCAGAAGAGAAAAGUCAUCAUGGCCGGAGCACUGCACCCCCUUCAAGACAUCUUUGGGUUGGAAAUCUAUCUCAUACCUUAACUGAGCGUGCAUUGAGCAAUCAUUUUAGACAGUUUGGGGAGCUUGAGAGUGUAGCAUUUCAACCUGGCCGUAGCUACGCCUUCAUCAAUUUCAUUGACGACAGGGCAGCCUUUGCAGCACUUGGAGCACUUCAAGGUUUCAUUCUUGCGGGCAAUGCACUUAGAAUUGAGUUUACAAAGGCGGAGAAGUCAUCAACAUCGUCACAUGAUGAAGACUACUUGCAACGGCGGGACGAAACUCGUUCUACAGUAAGAGGAUCUCCAUUCCCUCAAAGGGACUCUAGAUCCCGACACAUCAGUUCUGACCCAAUUUAUCGCAAUGAAAGCCCCAAGGAAAACAGUAAGAAUGCAGAACCGAGUGAGGUUUUAUGGGUCGGGUUCCCACAGUCAUUGAAGGUUAAUGAAGACAGUUUCUGGAAUGCUUUCUCCCCAUUUGGUGAGAUUGAAAAGAUCUCUGCAUUUUCAGGUCGAACUUACGCCUUCGUCAGAUACAAACAUCUUAGUUCUGCCUGCAGGGCAAAAGAAGCCUUACAGGGGAAAUUGUUUGGCGACCCCAGGGUACAUAUCUGUUUUGCAAGGAGUGAAUCUGGGACGUCAAAUAGUGGAAGGAACUUGAUGAAUGAUCCUCCCUCCCCCCGAAACCGCCUAUAUGGCCGCCAGGGUUCAUCUGAGAACUUUCGACAUGAUAGAUACCAUGAGACUUCCUCAAUGGAGCGCAGCAGAAGAUCCCCUCGAUUUGGAUCCAACUUGGAGUCCGAGGGUUUUAAUGAUGCCUCCAUGGGUUUUGACAGGAAAGGUAACAGACUGACCAAUAGGAAUGAUCCGUUUGAACAUCAGACCGCUGAUAUAGGAUUACCAGGAAAUAUGUAUGGACGUCGCAGUCCUUCAAGGGAUAGAGGGGGAAAUUUUCAUGAUUUCCCUUCGAAGAAUUUUUCUCAUCAAGGUCCGUUAUACGAUGAUGAAUGGGAUUUGCCAGAAGAUGCUUUGGUUUAUCAUGGUGCGAAGAAACUGAAGAGCUCAAUUCCUCCUGAACCUGAGCUUCCAGAGUAUCCUUUCUCUGAUUCCGAACAAGUGAAACACGUUCAUCCAAGACUUCCGGAGUUUUCCCAGCGUGAUAUGCUUGAUAACAACGUUGGACAUUUUGGGUACCAUAAGCAGAUCCCUGAUCCACCUGUGAACAUUCCUCAGCAUUAUGGUGAGAGGGUCAAUUCUCACAAUCCAUCUUAUGAUACUUUCCAGACUGGUUCAGUUUCAUUGCCUCAAAAACCCGUUGAAUGGAAAAGAUCAACUCCUGAACCGCAGCACCCUCCUGCAAGUGCUGAAUGGAAAUGGGAAGGGAUUAUUGCAAAGGGAGGGACAUCAAUCUGUCGUGCUCGUUGCUUUCCUGUUGGGAAAGUACUUGACAUGAUACUGCCUGAAUUUUUGGAUUGCACUGCCAGGACUAGUUUAGAUAUGCUAGCAAAACAUUACUAUCAAGCAGCUAGUUCAUGGGUUGUAUUCUUUGUUCCCGAGAGUGAUGCUGAUAUGGGGUUUUACAAUGAAUUCAUGAACUAUUUGGGAGAGAAGCAGCGUGCUGCCGUUGCUAAACUGGAUGACAAAACCACUUUGUUUCUCGUACCUCCAUCAGAUUUCUCGGAGAAAAUACUGAAGGUGCCCGGAAAACUGAGUAUUUCUGGCGUCAUUUUGAGGCUAGAACAACCGUCAUCCACCGUGGAGGCUCUUCCACCUCCACCUCAAUCCGAAAGACCAGAUCCAUAUCUCAUGACUUCUCAUGCAGAAGCUUCUAGAACUUCAUUUUCAUCACCUUCCGGACCAUAUCCACCCGCCCAACCUUUCCAACAUCUUGGAAAACCUAGGGCUAAUACAUCUUUACCGGGGUUACCACCAGGUCCGAUACCUUUUCAUGUGAACAGAAACAUGGCUGACCCCAUUAUUGAAAACCCACAGGAACAUAUGCUCCACCAGCAAGGAACCCAUCCUCAGAAUCUCCAGAAUCUAAUCUCAGGUGGUAGAAACUUGGCGGCACCACCAAGAGCUGGCGGUGAUUACAUGAUUCCCGCCAAUGAUUCAGUCAUGCCCAGAACCACUCAAGAAACAAGUUCGAGUAAUUACAGACCCGGAAGUCCAACCAUGCCACAAUAUGGUCAUCAAGAAGUAAAAUCUGCAGCUUCUUCGUUUAUGCCUGCAGGUGCCAUUCAACACGAUCAACUUGCACAGUUGGCUUCUUUUCUUGGGAACUCGAGGCAAUCAGGAAGUGGGAUUUCAACCGCAGACGACUUUAGGCAAUCAAGCAACACAAUGAUUCCGGAUAAUGCUUCCUAUAGAAUGCCGCGAACGCUUCCUUCGCCCAGUACACAGAUCGCUUCUGAGCAUUCGUCAUCUCAAUACCGUCAAGUGCAACAAUUUCAGCAGCAACAAAUGUCAAACAUGCCACAGAUGCCUCAAGGGGAUUUCUCGACUAGCAGUCAAGGAAACGCGCAGGUAGAAGCCGAUGCAGAUCCGCAAAAACGAUUACAGGCAACAUUAGAGUUGGCUGCAACUCUUCUCAAGCAAAUCCAACAAGGGAAAACUUAAAAAUAAAUGUCCAACAAGAUACGUGAAUCCUUCUGAUUGUUUGAUGUGAAUCAGGUAUGUUAAAUUGGAUUAUAGCAUGUUUAAUGGCUUAUUAAGAUGAUCAUAAAGUAUUUUGAGCCAUAAUAUUUCUCAUUAGCUUGAACUCAGGUUCUAAUGGAUGUAGUCCUCCGUUAUAUCGACAAUGGCUUUUAUAAUUAUAGAUUAGAGUUGUUUAACA